AUGGAUCCUGUCUCGGCCUUCGGUCUCAUUUCGGGCGGCAUUCAAGUCAUUCAGGCCAUCACAUCGACUGUUCAUGGCCUCAAUCAGCUCUAUGGAAAGUUCAAGGACGCUGAUUUGACCAUCCAAUCCCUGAUCCAGGAGCUGAGUUGUAUCGGUGCAGCGCUGACUAGCCUCAAAGAAUGGACCCGCUCGAAUAGCGCCGAUGGACUGCAAUCGGAAGAGUACAGUCGGGAUUUGGCCGUCGCCAUGGGUGGCUGUCGUGUCAUUAUGGAGGUCGUAUCUCACGACGUGUCCACCUUGGUGCAGCAAUCCCGAGAGAUUGGGAUCUCAGGAAUUCGCACUCGCAUGCGAGUAGUUUGGAAUGAAGAGACGAUGCGCGGGCACCAAGAAAAGCUACACUCGCAGGUGAUGGCGCUGCAAUUACUGCUCCAGGUGUGCCAAUGCCACACCUCGACCGAGCAGGUGCGGUUGCUUAGGACUGCUACGACCAGACAGAUCUUCCAUAGAGUUGCGGACGAUACAGCGACUAUUUUGUCCAGUCGCGGAAGCCGCGCCCCAUCUGACACAGACAGCAUGUCUCAAAGUAGCCGAAACUCUGUCAGUGGUUCCGACUUUGAUUUUCACAGGGCUAUAGCAGAGUCACCGGCGUAUCGUAGAACGCUGGAUCCCAUGGCUCUUACUGCAGCCUCGCUAGAUCAAACCCAUCUACCUAUAGCCGAGAGUGAUCAGAGUCCCUUCGCAUUCACUGGCACAGAUGAGGGAUAUGCAAGCAACCGCACAGAGACCACUAACCUAACAAUCCCAUCGCUAAAUAUCCCAGCACCAAAGCUCGAGGAAGAAGGUUAUUUUCCCUUGCCUAGCAGUCCAUCUGGACCUGUACGACAUCCAACGAGCCCUCUCCAUAGCCGGAGUGUUUCUCAUACUCAAAAUUCCCAGCAACAGCAAGCACCGGCCAUCCGAAGGAAUGCAUCAGAUUCAAAAGCGCAGAAAUUGCGUACCUCAGGAUCAAAAAGAGAAAGACUCUCCUCUUUCCUGGGUAUGAGCACCCGCAGUCGCGCUAACCUCGCCAUAUCCCCGGGGGUCUCGCCGAACCCAUCAACUAGCUCUGGCUCAUCUAGAAGAAGACAGAGGCUAGAAGGUGACUUAAGCGCCAGUAUAGACCUCACAGCAAAACAUGCGGCAUCAGUACCCCAGAUAAUCAAAGCAGCCCAGGCGGGCUCUCGAGACGAAGUGGAGCGGCUGAUAGAACAAGGAUGUGAUCUCGAAGCCCGUCACUCCCGCUCAGGUCUAAAUGCUCUUCUCGUUGCGGCACACUGUGGCCAUGAUGACGUUGUUGACUUGCUUAUAACAAGCCAUGCCAAGCUGAACAUGGUUGACAGAGGAGGUCGGACUGCGCUGCACCUGGCCGCAUCUCGUGGGCAUCGAGCUGUGCUAGAAAUUCUGUUGGAAGAGGGUAAAGAUCUCCUCGAGACUCCGAAUUCCUAUGGUCAGACACCUUUGCGUGUAGCUGCGGACUUUGGGCAGCUAGAAGCUGCGUAUCUCCUCCUCGCGUAUGAUGCACAGGUCAAUGCGCGAGCAGAAAACAAGAUGUCUGCAUUGCACGCUGCUGCUAAGCGAGGGGAUAGUGAAAUUAUUCAAAUGCUGAUUUCCCAUGGUGCCGACCUGGAAGCCAAGGACGGAAAUAUGAUGACAGCACUCCACCAUGCCUGCGAGGAGGGACAUCUUGACGCUAUAAACAUCCUCCUAGACAACCGAGCUGCGAUUGAAGCACCGGGUCAGGAUCGCAAAACACCAUUAAUAUGUGCAGCCGAAGCCGGCCGUUCUCAAGCUGUUAAGUUACUCUUAAAACGCAAAGCCACCUCCCGAGGUCUCGACGAGACUGGCAUGACAGCGCUUCAUUGGGCUGCAUAUAAUGGCCACGAAGAGAUCGUUCGUAUUCUAAGCGAAAAAAAGGGAUCGCUCGAUGCCGUCAACAAUAUGGGACGUACCGCGUUACAUCUGGCAACUAUUCAAUCUCAAUUUGCCGUGGUUGACUGCUUACAACGGAAAGGAAUGCAACUUGAUAAAAGAUGCAAUACAGGCCUCACUGCACUUCAUUAUGCGUGCAUGGCUGAUAGCUUUGAGAUAACGAGGCUUCUCCUUAUGACAGGUGCCGACGUGGAAGCGUCCGAAAGCCAGCACCAGCAGCGGCCCUUGCAUAUUGCCGCUGCUCGCGGCUCGGUGCCUAUCCUAGAGCUUCUUUGCGAGAGGGGUGCUGCACUUGAUGCUCGGAACGGCGUUGGAGACCGUCCUGCAUGUGUAGCGAGUCGCUUUGGCCACGUGGGUGCGGUGCAAAAGCUUCUGGACCGAGGGUCUCCGGUCUGUCUGAAGUUUGAGACAGGUUUCCGUGAAGACUCGCUGCUUUGCCUGGCUGCUUUAGGCGGCCACUGGGCUGUUGCGUCUUUGUUACUGGCUCGGGGUGCAUCGAUCGUAAAGAAGGAUGAAACAGGCUGGACGCCGGUCCGUUAUGCGGCCCACUACGGGCAUACGAGUAUUCUGCAAUUAUUCUUGUCAAGUAACAAGAUCCCACAUGCUAAUUUACCAGAGAUCAUCCAACUACCUCAGACCAUUGGAUUUGCACCUGUGGUUUCUACGGAGAAGAAGGUCGAGGUACAACAGCUUCUCGGACAAUUCUCGAAAUAUCCAGCUCCAGCUCCAGCCCCAGCCUCAACGCAAGGGCCAAUACCGGGUCCAAUUUCUGUACAAGGACCGGUGCCCAGACCGCCACCUGCUCUGAUUACAGAGCCGGCACCUUCACGACGCGAGCAAGCUGGCAUUUCAAUGUCAACCGCGUACGCAUCCCCGGCUCCCUUCGCCAGUGAAGCUGGCAGCACCGCGAUCUAUGAACUUCCAGGAAGCCUGGACCGAGGACCAGAGCCAGCAGAAGGGAAUCAUUCAACCCCUUCAGAACAUUUGCAAGGCAAUAUGAACUCAGUGGAACCGACUACAGCUAUAGUCGGGCAACGGGUACUCACCCCGGAAAUGAGACACCCAGAACCAACACAGGCUGUAGCCGGUGGUCGCAUCGCUGCACUCCUACACAGCGCUGAUGGUUUGUCAACUUCAGCUCCAAAGGGCUCAUCUACAUCUGCAUCUGCAUCUACAUCUACAUCUGUGUCCGGCCCGAGUCAAUCUCGAGACCACGAGGCCCCACGAGUAUCGGCUACGUAUACGCCUUCCGAUCUUACGCUAUCCCACAUCGUGGAAGGAACAGUGUUCUUAUAA
Penicillium manginii is the source of this 3264-nucleotide messenger RNA. Its product is annotated as ankyrin repeat protein. Lineage: Eukaryota; Fungi; Ascomycota; Eurotiomycetes; Eurotiales; Aspergillaceae. The transcript is spliced from 4 exons. The record is from RefSeq and is a predicted model, not a curated record. The coding region runs from base 1 to 3264 and encodes 1087 amino acids. Gene Ontology annotation, molecular function: protein binding.